This is a messenger RNA of Syngnathus typhle (broad-nosed pipefish), 940 nucleotides long. RefSeq names its product myeloid-associated differentiation marker homolog. The record is from RefSeq and is a predicted model, not a curated record. Gene Ontology annotation, cellular component: membrane. The transcript has 2 exons. Lineage: Eukaryota; Metazoa; Chordata; Actinopteri; Syngnathiformes; Syngnathidae. Bases 37 to 900 code for a protein of 287 amino acids.
CAGACUGUGAUGCACAACAUAUAGAGUACACAUUCCAUGAUGUACGUUGUUGGUGAAAGGGCUGGUGUAAAGUCAUGGGAGGUGUUAUCCAGUUGCACUACCUUCAGUCUGGUGAGUGCACUGGAGUCAUCAGAGCUAACCAAGAAUCAGCUGCAUCUUCAACACCUCCCCACCAUCAAGACCUUCUGCAUAUUUACCUGGUGCUUCUUCUUCACACUUACCCUGCUGAUCCACAUUCUCAGCACCAUCCAGUUUCACAGCCUCCUUCCAGUGUCCUGGAAAAACCUGACUGUGACUGUGGCAGUUUUGGGAUCGCUGAUGUGUCUCAGUGCCUUUAUAGUUUUUCCAUGGCUCAUUAUGGAGCACCAAACGGCCUGGCCACGUCCUGUGGCAGCCGUCAUAACAUCAGGCCUCACUUUUCUCGCCUACAUCUUGGAAACCUACUUUCUAUGCUCCCAGGUCCAGGAACAAAGAGGUUUCUUGGGCAGUCUACCUGGUCUUUUCAAGAUUGUGGAACUGUGGGGUGGUUUUCAGAUGAUUCCUUUGUUUGUGGAAGCAGAUUAUGGCCCAAAUCGCUGGCAGCGGUGGAUGUCUGGAACGUCAUAUGGUGUCUGUAUCCUCAUGUCUCUUGUCACCCUGGUAAUAAUAUUGAGUGAAUUUGCAGGAAAAUGUCAUGUUCCUUUUGACAGAUUAAUGGUUGUUUUCACGAUAAUUGGAAUGCUGCUAUACAUGGUAGCUACAGUGAUUUGUUUUGGCAAGAUACCACACCUAAAAAACAGUGCCAACAAAAGUUCAGAGUUAGUUAUAAUGGAGAUAGUUGUUGCUUGUAUCACACUGGUAUGUUAUACCGUGGACCUUACAUUCUCUAUUAAAACUUUGUGUGACAGGCUUCACACAUGAAUUAACUCUUUAUGUUAAAUGUAAGUGGUAAUAUAUUUUU